AUGAAUACAAAGUAUAGUUUCCUUCAUAUCUUUAUAGGUACCUUGUUACUGUCUUUGGUUAUACUGGAGCCAAUAAAUUGCAAAAUCGACCCUAAAUUCAAGUUUGGGCCGUUAUACCCCCCUCAUGAUAGAACAAUUAUCAGUGACUUUGACAAUUAUGCAAUACACUAUUGUGGUCUGAAGGAUUCAUUAUUUAAUAUAGCUCACUGCAUUUUUCAUGCAUUAACAGAAGUACAGGAAGAAAAAGAACUUAAAUACGAAGAUUAUGAAAAUAUUGUUAACUUGUUGCUUCAGGGAAAGAAUCGGGCUUCUCUUCAGAAGCUGAUUUCUUCCACAAAUAAUUGUGAGAAUAUGGUCGUGCCAUAUAUUCAAUUUGAAAAGCCAAAGUCUACAAAGUCAAUAAUGGGAGUCAAAAUCUCAACUAAGGUUGAAGAUUACUGCAAAUUUGCCUACAGAUGUAUUAACAAUGGACCAAGUACUCUUAUUAAAAAUAAGGAAUCUGUAUUACAGGAAUACCUUGGAAGAUGGAUUAGCUCAGCUUCUCAAGGAAACGAAGGCUUUGGUUUGGUUUUAACCUCCAGACUUGACUUUCAAAUUUCAAAGCUUAAAAUCCGCUCAAAGGAGCCGAAGGAGCUUUUCCAGAUUGGAAGUAAACUUGCAGCAGAAUCCCCAGUCAAAAGAGAGUCUCUUUGUAUGGAGAUUUUUAACAACAAGGAAAUUUGCUCUAUUGUGAGCCCUUACAAGCCGAAAUUCAAUGGUUGGCUGCAUCCCCCUAUUGAUCCUAUUAAGAACAAACCUUUUAAGUUUAACCCCAAGUCUAUGAUAGAUGAGAAAGUUAAUAACAUUGUGAAUAUUCAAAUUAAUCAAGAACUGCCUCCCUAUUGUAUACCUCAAGAAAUUUUUUCAUUCCAACCUCCUGAAAUAUUUACUAAAGAAAAGAAGAAGAUUCAUUUUUAUACUGACUUAUCCCAGACCGAAAAGAACAUAAUUAACCAAUUUCUAAUGCAUUUUGUAAUUAACUAUGGUAAGAUCCCAAGAGUUAUAUUUGAUCAUAGAUCCAGGUUCGCUAUUGAAGGAUGGCUUUCACAUAAAAAUAAGUCUCCAAUCAUCUCAGUACACAAUUCAAUGUACUCAUUGGGAAGAAAGCUUCAGUACAAAGAUACAAUGAGCGGAAUGUUAUACUCAAACUCGGGAUCUAAAAAGGAAACAUACCCUUAUGAUUUUCCUCAAUUUAAAAUAUUUUCGGUUUACUCUGAUAAAACACGUACAUUUGAAAUCAGUGACUCUAAUCCACUGAUUUCUACAUGUUUGAAAGAGGGAUGUGCCUAUUAUAUAGGAAGAAGUUCAUCAAUGUGCCCAGUUUUGGUUAUAAGAGCUUCGGCAAUUAUUUCAAUAAAAAACUUUAAACAGUCUUCAGCAUCUUUUCUUGCCAUGUUUAUAAUGGCGUUUGCUGAAAAGUAUUUGUUUUUCCCAGGAAAGGUUGAAAGCAUUGACUUAAUUAUCGAUUGUAGAGGAUUCUCUCUUUCUAGUAUCUCAACUUUAUUGAGAAUCAAACCAAUUAUUUUAUACUGGCAGGAUGAAGGUAUAAUCAACCAGUAUCCUUUGAGAUUCAAUAAUAUCUUUGUUAUCCAACAGAGCGACAUUUGGGGUACUCUUAAAGACAUUCUUGCAAGAUUCUUUCUUUCAGAAACCAUCAAAAGUAUUAGAGUUAUUAGUAAUGUUUCCCAUAAUCCAAAGGAUAACGCAGAUCUUAAGCUUCUUUGGAGAUAUAUAUCACCCCAUAUUAUUGAAACUGAUAUGGGAGGUACUAGACCCAAAUUACAGCAGGGAGAGUAUUACCCAUUUAAAAUUUUACCAGGCCCCUAUAAACCUUUCAAUACCAAUCUAACAAACACCCAAGUUACUCCAUCCGUUAGUGACUGGCCCAAACCUGAUUUUAGUUCACCAAAGAAUCUCUACAAACUUCUUCCCCAAAGCGUUUUUUCUACAAAAGCUAAAACUUUGGAUGGAAACGAAGACGUUAUUCCCAUUAAUUGGAAAGAUUCUAAGAAGCUUUUAGAUAGCAUACCAAAGACAUUGUGGCCAGAUAUUUCGACCUCAAUACCUAAUAAUGAGCCAAAAGAUGAUUUAAAAAAGAAAGAAGGUUCUAAAUCGUCGAAAGACUCAGAAACUUCUAAAAAUGAAGAAAACGACGAUACCAAACUUUCUCAAGAGACUAAAGACAAACCCGGAACUCCAAAAAGAACUAUAAGUGGAGCUGAUUCUUUAAAAGACAUCUCCCACAGAAAUACUGUUCCAAAUGGCGGAAAAGGCAGAGAUCUACUUCUUCAGCUUUUGCUCACUCAAAAAAUACUUAAUAAUCUCAAACAGCUUUAUCUACUUAGGCUUGAGAAAAGCAAGAACAGACAUAAUCUGGAAGAACAGUGUGUCCGGCUUGCAACAGACCACAUAUUGUUUUUUUCAGACUUGGUUAAAAAAGCCUUGAUUGAAAUUUCCAAUCAAUUAGCAAAUAUAAAACAUGCAAAAAAGGCGCCAAGAAAUUUGCCACAAAUUAAUAUGAGAAUGUCGAUUUUUGAAGCAUAUAGAGAUAUAAUUUCAACCUUAAAGCUUAGUAGGGCAAAAGAAAUAUUAUCAUCAAAGAGUUUUAGUUAUCUAGAACGAGCUAGAAAACAGAUUUUAGAACUAGAAACCAAGCUAAACAAGGCAAGGCAAGAGAUUAGAACUCUUCUGAAAGAAGAUCCGGGCAUAUUGGAAGAAAAGGCUUCAUCUACAUGGGACAUACUUUUAUCUGUUUUCAAAGAUUUGGCCCAGCUUAGAAAAAAUAUCAGCGAUAUAGAACUUAAAGAGAAGAAGAUAAGCAUUAAGUUGCAUCAUUUGUGUGAACAACUAACUUCUUCAUUAGGCGUUACAAGGUCAUUUUUGGACAACUACAGCAAAUAUGACCACCUCAGUAUGUUUGAGAGCUCUCUUUUACUUAACAUGAUUAACGCAAUCAUUAAAGGCCAAGAGUACUCUUUUGAGAAACCUAUUACUGGUAAAUAA
This is a messenger RNA of Cryptosporidium ubiquitum, 3042 nucleotides long. RefSeq lists its product as uncharacterized. Lineage: Eukaryota; Apicomplexa; Conoidasida; Eucoccidiorida; Cryptosporidiidae. The transcript has a single exon. Bases 1 to 3042 code for a protein of 1013 amino acids. The record is from RefSeq and is a predicted model, not a curated record.